UCUACUCCUCUCCAUUCUUCUCUCUCUCUCUCUCUCUCUCUCUCUCUCUCUAUAUAUAUAUAUAUAUAUAAUAGAUAACCCCCUUAAAGAGAAUAAGAAUCACAUUCCAAUCCCUGUCUUCCCCGCCGCCCUUCAUUCCUCUUCGGCGCUACAAAUUGCGGAUAGCCCCCCCGAGAGAGAAAUCCCUCCCGGAUCCGUCCACGUAGUCCUGUUCUUCUACUUCACCUUCUCUCUCUUGGUCUUAGGGCUCUGGUGCUUGCCUUUUGUUUUUUUUUUCCCUGGGAUUUGGGUUUCGAUUGGCGGCUAGGGUUUGGAGGAGGGAAUGGAGAAGAAGCAAGGGUUCUUCUCGGCAGUGCGGGAGGAGGUGGCGAGGGGGCUGUCGCCAGGGAGGACGAGGGCGGAGAGCCCCGGGCGGAACGCGUCGGCGGCGGUCGGGCUGCUGCUGCCGCGGCGGUGGAAGGGGCUGCAUCGGCAGCAGGCUGUGGCGGACCUGGCGGUGCCGAGAUCCGGGAGUCUGAGGCCCGUCGGGGAGGCGCUGGCGCCGCUCAUUGAGGGACCCGAUCCGGGCGCCGGCGACGGCGGGUACCCGAAGAAGGAGGGCGGCGGUGGGUGGGGGCAGUGGGUGAAGGGACAACUCUCCCGGGCGCCGUCCGUCUCCUCCUCCGCCGCCGCUUCCUCCUCCUGCCGCCGCUCCGACCUCCGCCUCCUCCUCGGCGUCAUGGGCGCCCCCCUCGCCCCCAUCCACGUCUGCUCCACCGAUCCCCUGCCUCAUCUCAGCAUCAAGGACACCCCCAUUGAGACAUCGUCGGCGCAGUACAUACUGCAGCAGUAUACAGCGGCGUCAGGAGGGUUGAAGCUGCUGAGCUCCAUUCGGAACUCGUAUGCCAUGGGAAAGGUGCGGAUGGUGGCGGCCGAGUUCGAGACAGCAACCCGGGUCAUCAAGAACCGGAACGCCUCCCGCUCCGCGGAGUCUGGAGGCUUCGUCCUCUGGCAGAUGGCACCUGACAUGUGGUAUGUCGAACUUGCCGUCGGCGGCAGCAAGGUCCAUGCUGGCUGCAAUGGCAAGCUUGUCUGGCGCCAUACCCCCUGGCUCGGCGCCCAUGCUGCUAAAGGCCCUGUCCGACCCCUCCGCCGGGCUCUCCAGGGUCUUGAUCCAUUGACCACAGCUAGUAUGUUUGCCGAGGCUCGGUGCAUUGGAGAGAAGAAGGUCAACGGGGAGGAUUGCUUCAUCCUGAAGCUCUGUGCCGAUCCUCAGACACUGAAAGCUAGGAGCGAAGGCCCUGCCGAGAUCAUUAGGCAUGUCUUAUUUGGGUACUUCAGCCAGAAAACUGGGCUUAUUGUCCAAAUGGAGGACUCUCACUUAACCCGGAUCCAGUCGAAUGCUGGUGGAGACGCUGUGUACUGGGAAACCACCAUUAAUUCUUUCAUUGAAGAUUACCGUCCGGUUGAAGGUAUGAUGAUCGCCCAUUCAGGCCGAUCUGUUGUGACACUUUUCAGGUUUGGUGAGGUUGCCCUGAGCCAUACCAAGACUAGGAUGGAGGAGGUUUGGACCAUCGAGGAGGCAGCGUUCAAUGUUCCUGGCCUUUCAAUGGACUGUUUCAUCCCUCCGGGCGACAUUAAAUCCGGGUCAAUUAGUGAAGCCUGCGAGCUUCCUCAAGGGGAGAGGGGGAAGAACAACUUGGCAGGGAAUUAUCGGUCUAAGGUUGCAGCUCUGGGGAAACCGCAUGAUAAUGAUGAUAGCGUUGUCUGGAGGGUGGAAGUCUAAUGCUAAGACUACUUCAUAUCAGAAUCAAAUUGUUCAUACUUCUAGUUCAUCUUUUAGUUGACUAACGCACUAUGAAAUGUAGGUAGCAGGCACUAAUUCGAGGGAAUUCUAAAUUUGGUAAUUGGAGUAUCCUCUGUAAAUAGGAGCAUAAUCAUUCACAGGCCUCAUCCUGCUGGCCUUGUUGAAUUCUUAUACUCUGAAUGCAGAGUUGCUGGUAGGUGGAGUGUUUUGGUUGAUCUGUGGGGGAUGGAUCUGGGAUUUCUUCUUUCCUCCACAGAAUGCUGCCUUCCAUGCCCGAAGGAGAGGAUCGAGGUUGGGCUGAUGCUUCGAUUCUUAGACUAAUUCUCUAACUGGUGGCAACGGCAACUUCGUCGCCGGCAUGUGACUGUUCUGAUGUGUUUUCAGAUUUGAGUUUUUUUUUUUUUUUGAUUUGUGUGUGUUUUGUUUGUUGGUUCAUGUCUAAACUGUUCAGGAUGUAGGAAGAUGAAAGAUUUUAACUUUGGAUUGAUUGCGAGGUUGGAAUCUAAAGUUUCCUGGCCUCCUGCAGCCAUGGUGAUAUUUGAACUGAUGCUAGUCCUGCUAAGCUGGUUGAUGUAAACCAACCAAACUUUUGUUCUAUAUCAGUUAUUGGAUGGUUAUAUGUGUUCUUUUUUAUCCUAUAUGGCAUUAUAUGAAUUGUAUAUUUCUACCUUCACUUU
Phoenix dactylifera (date palm) is the source of this 2463-nucleotide messenger RNA. RefSeq lists its product as uncharacterized. The record is from RefSeq and is a predicted model, not a curated record. Lineage: Eukaryota; Viridiplantae; Streptophyta; Magnoliopsida; Arecales; Arecaceae.